Molecule: messenger RNA, 953 nt
Organism: Galdieria sulphuraria
Lineage: Eukaryota; Rhodophyta; Bangiophyceae; Galdieriales; Galdieriaceae
Exons: 2
Coding region: 17-832 (271 amino acids)
Biological process (GO): tRNA modification
Molecular function (GO): RNA binding
Source: RefSeq, a predicted model, not a curated record
UCAAUUGUUCCUCUUCAUGAUGAAAAAUGGAGCGAGAGUUGGCUCUACAAACCAAUGCGAUUCCAACAAUAGGAAGAAGAGGCGUGUGAAGUUUUCAAGUUUACGAACGAAGAAUGCUAAGGAGAGCUGUGUGGGUCGCCGUGGUAUUCUAGUGACCUGUUCUCCUACCCAGGAAGCUGCCUGUCGUAGGGAGGCGUACCAACUAUUACUUGAGUAUUUAGAAAUCUUUCUUGAAAAGGAACCGAACAAUUCAGUUGUGAACCACGCAUUAUCGUUAGAGGAUGAACUAGAGCAACUUCGGAAGGAACCUAGCAAAGAUAUCAGUGUUAAGAACGUAGAUUUGAACUUGGUUUAUGCUCUAGAUGUUGGUGUAAAAGGCUCAGUGUUCUUUGCUUUUCAGCCAAGUAUUGUCUUGGACCCCUGUGUGUUGGUUUACAAGAUAAUGCAGGAUGUGGAAAUGACGAAAGUGAGAAAGUGCAGAUAUUCUGUUCGGUUUAUUCCCGUUGAUGGAGUAUGCUAUGCGCGCAAAGAGGAAGUGAGCCAUCUUUUUCGUGAAAUAGCUGAGAGAAAAGUUAACGCUUUGGCUGCUCUUGAGAAAAACACGUUUGCUGUUGUGUUCAGAAAGAGAAAUAAUUCCGGUGUUCAUCGUGACGAGUUUAUUGAAGCUAUUGCUGAACAAAUGCCCGCAACAUUUCAUGUAAAAUUGAAGAACCCCGAUUUCUCUAUUUUGGUUGAAGUACUUAAAACAUCGUGUCUUGUUACUGUUGUAGAAAACUAUGAACGUUAUUGUAAAUUCAAUGUUCAUGAACUGUGGGAAAGACUUGGGCGUUGAUAAGUGUCUGACAUCAUAGAUAGAUUCCAGCAUAAUGAUAAUGGUUUAUGAAUUUGAAAUUGUUCCUUUAUGUACAUGUAUAAUGACAUGGUGAAAAUCUAAUAAAACUUAUUUCAUUUAU